AUGGAUGGCGAUGAUUUCAGCCGGUCGGCGGAGGCCACGGGCGCAUCGGGAAUGGGCGGCGCCGUGGAGGCCGAGGACGUCCGGCAGUUCCUGGCCCUGACGCGAUCCCUGGACGAGGGGCAGGCGCGGUUCUGCCUGGAGGCGUGCGGCGGCAACCUGGAGAGGGCGGUGGACAUGUACCUGUCAGAUGUUGCUGGUCAUGGGGCCGUCCAGGGCUCUUCAGGUCCGCCCUCUGAUCCGAGCGCGGAGCAAUCCAGCAGCAGCGGGAUGAACGUCAGGAACGGCGGUGAUCGGGGCUUCCUUGUCGGUUUCCUGGGCGGGCUGCUGCGGCUUCCAUUCACCAUCUUGAGCAAGACGUUGGGUCUUGUGCAGUCAGUGGUGAUGUAUGCUGUCUACAUUCCCUGGCCGCAGUUGCGAGAUGACUACGAACGGAGCCAUGCAGAAGAGAAUUCUGAGCUCCAAGCACGGCAGUUCAUUGAUAGGUUUGAGUUCCAUUAUGGAGCUCAGCAUCCACCCUUUGUUGAUAAGAGCUGGAGAGAAGCGGCUGCACGAGCUCAUCGAGAGUUUAAAUUCCUUUGGGUGUAUGUGCACUCCCCAGAGCAUGAGGCUACAGACAGUUUCUGCCGUGAGGUGCUGUGUGCUCCAGAAGUGGUUGCCUUUCUGUCAGCGAACUUUGUCUGUUGGGGCGGGGAUAUCAGGCAGAGUGAGGCCUUCAGGCUUGCAGCAUCGCUGGGCACCACCACCUACCCCUUCCAAAGCCUGCUGGCGUUUUCGGGCUCACGCACACAGCCUGUGAGCUCCAUGCAGGGGUAUCUAUCACCACGGGAGAUGCUUGAUGCAAUACAGCAGGCCCUUGAUGAGCAGGGAGCCUUGCUUGUGGCUGAGAGGGUUGACAGAGAGAGAAUGGACUAUGACAGGCAGCUGCGCCAGGAGCAGGACCUGGAAUAUGAGCGUUCCCUUGAGAAGGACAAGAGACUUGAGGCACAGAGAAAGAAAAUUCAAGCCGAAGAGGCAGCCAGGAAGCAGGCAGAGAGGGAAGAAGAAGACAGAAAGCGGAGAGAGAUCGAGGCUGAGGACCGAAAGGCAGAGCAGAUGGUGGCUGCCAUAGAGGGUCGAAAGCAGCAGAAGCAGCGCUCCCUGAAAGAAGAGCCUGCUGCUGGGGACGAAGUCGCACAGAUACGCAUUCGUAUGUUGGAUGGGAGCAACCAUCUGAGGAGGUUCCGCUACAGCGACAAGGUGCAAGACAUCUUCGAUUACGUGGAUUCUCUCGAGAACCUGGGAGUCUUGAGCUACAGCCUGGUCCAAAUGUUCCCGAGGAAGGCGUUUGACGACGACGGUCGGGAUCAGACUCUCGUUGAGGCUGGUCUUGUACCGGACAGCUCGCUGCUGGUCAAGUCGAAUGACGAGUAG
This is a messenger RNA of Ostreobium quekettii, 1410 nucleotides long. Lineage: Eukaryota; Viridiplantae; Chlorophyta; Ulvophyceae; Bryopsidales; Ostreobiaceae. The record is from the annotation of a GenBank genome assembly.